This is a messenger RNA of Danio aesculapii, 8201 nucleotides long. RefSeq names its product Nance-Horan syndrome a (congenital cataracts and dental anomalies) (gene nhsa). Gene Ontology annotation, biological process: cell differentiation; lens development in camera-type eye. Lineage: Eukaryota; Metazoa; Chordata; Actinopteri; Cypriniformes; Danionidae. The record is from RefSeq and is a predicted model, not a curated record. The transcript has 10 exons. Bases 182 to 4774 code for a protein of 1530 amino acids.
CUCAGCGCGGACCAGUGUGUGUGAAUGAAAGUGUGCGUGUGUGUGUGUGCAGGAUGAUGGAGGACGAGCCGCGAGAGACCCUGGACUAACCAUUUUGUUUUAUUUUUUAUAAACACACAUGGAACCUGCUUGCGUUUUCCUUCCAGGCUGGAUUUUAUACUGAAACACUGUAUAUAAGAAAAUGCCGUUCUCCAAGCGCAUCGUGGAGCCCCAGUGGCUGUGCAGGCGCUCGGACGCAGAGGACGAGCUACUCCAGGAUCUGUGCGCCUUCAGUAACGUGGCUCUGUCCCGGACCCUGCGCCAGCUGUCGGACCUGGCCAAACACGCCUGCUCGCUUUUCCAGGAGCUCGAGAAUGAGCUGCUUUUCACGAACCGGCGGGUGUGUGCGCUCCGGGACACCGUCAACCGUAUCCAGGAGAACACCGAGGCGCUCGACCCCAAGCAGGAGGCAGUGCCCUUGUCGAAUCUGGACAUCGAGAGUAAAUUGAGUGGACAUUACCAGGCUCCAUGGCACCUGCAGAGAAACGUGUUUCUGCCGUCCACGAGGCCCGCGUGUGUGGAGGAGCUGCACCGACACGCAAAACAGAGCCUGCGGGCCAUGUACAGGGACCAGCAGCAGAGGCAGCAGGAGAGCGAGAGAGAGCGGCGGGUCACAAUCUCCAUCUCCAUGCUCCCGUCGGUGCCCUCGUACCCGUCGCCCCGUGCCCACAGGAGACGCCAGCAGAGGGACACACAUCUGAGCACGGAGAGGACAGAGAGAGACACAGAGACCCAGACAACACAGACACAGUUUCAAAGCACCCGGUCCUCCUCCCCUACUGAGUGUUGUCAUUUUUCCCCAUGGAGCAGAAAGGUUACUCCUCCAGGUGAUUCAGACUCAGAGCUGGUUGCUUUGGGCCACUGGCCGACGUGCCCGAUCCCAAACGUGCCCUCAACGCUGGACAAGCAGACCAACUGGGCAGGACUUUUACCAUUACCAACCCCAGAAGAAAAGAUGAAGACAGACUCUCAAGUCAUCAACUCAUGCAUCGUCCCCAUUAACGUAACAGGGGUUGGGUUCGACAGAGAGGCCAGUGUACGCUGCUCGCUAGUGCAUUCGCAGUCCGUGCUUCAGCGGCGGAGGAAGCUCAGGAGACGGAAAACCAUCACUGGCAUUCCCAGAAGAGUGCAGCAGGAUUUGGAUUCUGACGAGUCUCCAGUGGCAAGAGAACGUACUGUGAUUGUUCACACAAAUCCUGAAAUUGGCCAGGAGGAUCUAACACUCUCUCGUCUCAAAACCAAGGACUCUGGUUGCCAAACUGAAGAAAUCUUAAUUGCUGGGGCUGCACCCUCACGUAGACGGAUUAGAGCACAAAGGGGGCAGUGCGCGACUGUGUCUCUGUCCCAUUCGACAGGCAACAUAUCUUCUCUGCCUGACAACUCUGACGCAAUGUUCACUACCUCGGCGGGCUCCCGUUUGCGGUCCCGAAGCCUUCCGCGUGAGGGAGGUCGACUGGUGGAUGAAGGUCAUGAUGACAGCGAUGAAGAGGAGGACGAGGAAGAAUUGUCUCCCUUUGAGGCAGAGGACUUCCUACCAGUUCCAGGGGAACAUAUAUUAAAAGAUGAUGAAGAAAGCACUGAUGAUCAGACGAUCCCAGAAGGACAGCAUAAUAGUUUGAAAUUCAAGCAGCAUGCUGGAAGUACAGACCACGAAUGGUUGGAGAGGGGUCGAUCCCGUCUGCCUCGGAAAGCUGACAUGGGUAGCUGCGAGAUUUCCUCUAGUUCUGACACAUUCAGUAGCCCUAUUCACUCUGUUUCCAAUGCUGGCGUGCUGACUAGCCAGAUGGACCACAAGGAGGAUCACCAGUCCUCGAGCGGCAACUGGAGUGGCAGUAGUUCAACAUGUCCCUCGCAGACGUCGGAAACCAUUCCACCUGCAGCCUCACCCCCACUCACCGGAUCAUCCCACUGUGAUUCAGAGCUAUCACUGAAUGCAGCUACCAAUACUAAUGAUGAUUCCACUGGCUUCAUUAUUGAUUCGUAUCCUGGGGACCGAUCGCAAGGGCUCCGCAGCCAUAGAACGGGUUCGUUCACUUCCACUGCAACUGACAUGCUUGAUGAUGCUGGAGUCAGCACUGCCAGUGAGGGUGAAUGGAGCUAUCCCCAAUACAGGCAUAACAUACCUUGCCACCCUGACUUCAGUCCUGAGCACUCUAGGGCAGAGAACAUACUCGAAUGUCCCAGUUUUACUAGCAUAGCCACUUUUGAAAGUUUAACAGAUAGGCCACCUUCUGAAAAGGCAGACACCACCUCGCACUAUUCUGUAGAUGCCGAGGGCUACUAUACCUCCAUGCACUUUGACUGUGGUCUUAAAGGUAGCAAAAGCUUCACAUAUAACUAUGCAUCUGUAGACCAGCAGCAGACAGAAUAUGAACAUCAAACAAACACACUUGGGAGACAUAGUCUCUCACUAAGGAAACCAAAGGUGAAGCCAUCCCCACCAAAACGCAGCUCAUCAUUGAGGAAAUUAAGCAGCCAUGUUGGACCUCCCACAGACAAGAAUGAACCAAAGAUUGCCGGUGAUCAGAACAAAUCAAUGUCUUCCGGGGAGAGAACACAGCACAUGGGAUUAAAUGGAGGCUCCUUGAGUCACCUGGAGAGCGAAGAGCCAUUGGGAGCAUGGGGUGUUGAGAGUUCAACCGAGAUUCCAGAUGUUGCUUUGUUUGGCUCCACAGAAACACAUUCCUUCAAGGAUGAGGGUGCUGUCCAGUCAGACUAUGCAGAUCUCUGGCUUCUUAAUGACUUAAAAUCCAAUGAUCCCUACAGAUCGUUGUCAAAUUCCAGCACAGCUACGGGUACCACUGUCAUUGAAUGCAUUAAGUCACAGGAGAGCUCAGAAUCCCAGACCUCGCAGUCAGGGUCGAGAGCAACAACUCCAUCACUACCAUCAGUGGAGAGUGAGUUUAGACUACCCUCACCAGAGAAGCUGGUAGGUCUAGCAUCACCUUCAAGUGGCUACUCAAGCCAAUCAGAGACACCAACAUCUUCUCUUCCAUCUGCUUUCUUCCCAAACACUCACCCAAUGUCCCCUACUGGUGGCAAGAGAAAACCCAAAGUCCCAGAGAGGAAGUCCUCACUUGCUUCUUUGCAGCAGAACUCAUCCAAAAGGGAACUUGAAUUGCCUAUCAUACCUCCCACCCACCUUGACCUAAGUGCCCUUCCCAAUGUCAGCAAGCCUUCAAUUCACAAAAACCAGAUGCACAUCCUCCACCACAGCAAGCAAAAAGCUGCAGAAACCAAGCGUGAGCGUCAAGCAUCUUCAGUUUCAAGUGAUGAUCUACCAGUUAGCAGUCCUUUAGCCAUCACUCCCACCAUACUUCGUUCGGUUCAGCUACGAGCAAUUGGAAAAUCUGGAGAAGGGAGUCACGAUCAGCCUAUAACUGAUACUGCCACUAGGCCUAAGUGUCCCACUGUGACUAUCAUCACGCCACCUACUCACAACAAAUCCCAUGAAAGUAGAAAACCUCCACCCUAUAGACCUCUUCUCACAGAACCCACCUCUCAGGACAAUUGCGAAUCACUGUUUACCCCAGUAGAUGGACUAGCUGCUAAGCAUAUUCCAAGCCAUUUUGGUGCAAGAAAUCGAUAUGACCGAUUAGCCCCAUCACCUCUUUGGAGCAUGACUGCUUUUAAGGCCCAGGCUGAGCCGGUAAACCUGGAUGAAGUGAUCUCUGAGAAUUCUCAAGAAGCUGCAGAGGAGAUGAUCUCCUCAGAUUAUUUAUUUGCCCAGAGUAGCAUGGAAGUACAGCAAAACCAAUCAUUGAGAUCUGAGCCAAACAACAGAAGCCCUGGUCAGAAUGGUGUAGCAAAAAGGUCAGAUAGUCUUGACCAAGUGCCUGAUAUUGUCAAUCAAAGAUCAGAGACAUUGCAAGCUUACCUAAUCAGUGGUGCUGGAGAACAAUCUGUAACAUCAGGUGUACCAACCAGAAGUGCCUCACAAGAAUAUGUAGAGGAAGGGUCUACACCAGACACAGAGGACUAUUUUAGUAGAGAGUCCACACCAAGUGAUCCACCAGUGUCCCCUCUGACUGACGAAUCCAAAACUGAAGACGAUAGCGUAUUCCUUUCUCCAAGUAAAAGUCGCACGACAGAGGAUCUCUUUGCCAUGAUUCACAGGUCAAAACGAAAAAUGCUGGGCAGGAAAGACUCCUCAGAAACAUUAUUGCGAGGCCGUUUAGCCGUUGUUUCAGGGAAUGGUCCUGCUACAAAUCCAACAACCCCUCCAAGCACCCCAAGCAUACCUGCGAGUCCAUCUACUCCAACGGGGGCUCAGAAAACCCCGGGUCCAAUCUACAGGAGUGUCAAAAAGUCCAGUACCUCGAAUGAAGAGUUCAAACUGCUGCUCUUAAAAAAGGGAAGUCGUUCUGACUCUAGUUAUCGAAUGUCAGCUACAGAGAUCCUAAAGAGCCCCAUCGCGCCCAAAAGCCCAGGGGAACUCUUGCUGGAGGGUUCUAGACCACUCGACGAGCCACUUUCUCCUAUACAACAGCAAUUUCCAGAGGCAACUCCAGAGCAAAUACCUAGCCCCUUUCCAAAAACUUUUGCUGAGGGCUUCUCCAUGAAAGCCUUUCCCACAUCUGCCUCAGCUAGACAAGGCCGGUCAAGGAUGCCUCCAGCUGCAAACAGCAGCCGCUACAGUACACGCAGUCGGCUGUACUGUGCUCCCAUGCAGGCCAUAUCAGAAGGCGAAACCGAAAACUCAGAUGGAAGCCCACAUGAUGACCGUUCCUCCUGAAAAAAAAUAAUGCACCUUUAACUUCAACUCUAGGCACAAUCUGAUAUUAAGGGGCUGUUUACACAACAAUAUUUUCAGCCAAAAACAGGAAUCUUUUUUAUGCGUUUUGCCUGUUUUGGCGUUUUGCCGGUUAGUUUUUAUUAUUUUGAUUGCACUGUUCAUUCAAUAGUUGAGUAGAUCAGAGCGCAUGCAUUCAGUGUUUUACGUUAUCACCUUACUAGCGCAUAUGACCGGUCAAAUUUCUUUUUGUUAAUCUAUAGACAGCAAAAUCUUUUCGUCCUUAUUUUUGUUGAUGAAAUUAACACUGAUGAAAACGAUGACAUCAUGUGCGUGCAUGGUAAGUGUUUAGGGAGGUGCUGAUUGAAGGCAAGUGCGAACCAAAACAACAAUGGCAGAGUAGGCGGUUGUGUUGACGUUGCUCAAAUGUUUGCUAACGCUUCAUCAGCAAAGUGUGGAUUUACUUUGCAUAAGCGGAGACUCAUCAUACACACACUGCAAAUUCUAGAUACACACUUCCCCAGCAGACACACAACGUCAUAAGACAUUAAUAUUAGGUUAGAUUUAUGUCACCACUGUCUAAUGACAAAGUUAUUUUGACUUCCAGUAACGACGUGAAAUGACGUUGAUAUUUUGGUGAUUUUAGGUUGUGUUGGAAAGUGACCAAAAUCCAACAUGGAGCCAACAUCUUAAACCAGGGUUGUCCAAAUGCGGUCCUGGAGGGGUGUCCAGCUGUGACUAGUUCCAACUUGCUUCAACACACCUGCCAGGAAGUUUGGUUAGAGUUGGAGCUAAACUCUCCAGGACAUCAGUCCUCCAGGACUGAGUUUGGACAUCCCUGUCUUAAGCUGCGGUCACACUGGACUUUUCUCCCCAUAGACUUCCAUUCAUACGUACGUGAAUGCGUCAGACCGGAAACGCAAGCUUGUGCGACAAGUUUCGCAGUUCGCUGCGUUGGAAAGUUAAAGCUUGGUGAACUCUGACCUGCGAAAUCGCAUCACAUAAUUGCGUGAGACCAAUCGAAGAUCAAAACCUGACCUCUCUGUAGAGAAAUUUCAAAUAUGGACCAAUCGCUUGCUUUUCUAAAUGUCUAAUCAUCUUGUUUAAUCUUGCCCCUUUUCGCAGUGCCAUACAACAGAAUUUUGCAAACUCAAACUCUAGUGUGACCGCAGCUUAAAACCAACAUCAUAUUGACGUCAAAUACUGACAUUUAUUCCUCAGGUAUGGCAACCAAAAUCCAAGGUCUGAUAGAUGUCAUAUUGGUAAUGUUCACACCGCAUCAAGCUAUAACAUUAGAUGUUAAUACUUUGUUGUUUUUAGGGUUGCUUUGGAAAGUAACCAAAAUGCAAUGUCUGUCUGACAUUGGACAUUGACAUCAGCCUGACGUUGGAUUCUGUCGUCAACCUGAUUUUCAUUUUGAAACAAAAUGGGGGUACAACGUUCUGUUCCUGCUGGGUUUCUUAAAGCUACUGUUUAGUAGCAAAAUGUCACUGUCAAAUACUGGUCUGGCAUAUGUAAUACAGCAUUACUGGCCAUUUUUGCAGAUGUGUAACUUCAUGCAAACGUGAAACGCAAAAAAAAAGGUUUAAUUUUCCGUUUUUGGCUGCAUCACUAUUGUGUAAACAAAUCCCAAGUCAAUAAUGCUGGAAACUUAACAUACACCGUAUCUGUUUUUAAACCGACCGUACGCAAACUACACUAGCGUAUCCACAAAAAACAUAUUCUGAGGAUGAUUUUCAGUAGUGGUGUUCUAGCGACUUCCAUGAGCAUAUUUAUUAUUUUAUGUGAAUACUUUGUGUACCUUUCGUUUGAGAAUGAGAGUGGAGAAAACGACAUGCUAAAGAUCCAUCCCUUUGUCAUUUUUCACAGUGCACCAAUGCGGAUGCUUUUAUCACACACACAUUUAGAAAGAAACAGUACUGUAACUGGGGUAACUGUGAAAAUGGGUCCGGGUGGUGUUGAAAGAAGGGAUUAAAGAAGUCUUGUACCUUAAAACAGUUCAUGGCAGACAGCUUGGGACAAUCAAAGAGUGGCCUUUUGUAUAGUUAGCUGUAGCAUAAAUGAGCUGGCCAUUUGAGUUAGCCUGCGACUGGAUCUUAUUGGGCAAGACAUGUAGCUGUGGUGGAUUAUCCUGAUGGCCAACCACUAUUUUGCACUUCUUUUGGUACUGAGAAAACGUCAGACAUUUUUGAGAAGUCUUACAACAAAAAGAGCCACAAAAGACGAGUGAAAAUAAAUAAAUAUCUAUGUAUAAAAUAUGAAUUUAAUGAAGUCUAUUUUAAUGAGAUUAGCUUAACGGACUAUCUGGCUUCCUUUUAACGCGCCAACUCAUUUUAAAGCAAUGCUGCAAAAAGAAAGACCACGUUUCUUCCCUUUCGUUCAAUAUUUAUCUUUUUUAAGCAAAUUUCUUACAAAAAAAUAUGAAUAAAUCAACCAAUUGUUGAACUGAUUUAAGAAGAACAUCAGCAGCUACAACACAGGCACUAAACGUAUUCUGUGAAUACCGAUCUUUCCUCGUUUAUUAAUGAUUCUGCUCACUGUGAAGCGAUUUUUGUUAUUGGUCACACAGCAGAACUAAUACUGUGCAAGCAUUUUACAGCCAACUUGAAAUUAUGCCUCUACCGCAGUGGUUGUAGCUUUUAUAUAUUUCAUCUUGAUAGAUCAAAUGAACUGCAUGCAAUAAAACUUUGGAGAGGAGUGGAUAUUGGUACGUCAUUUUUUUUAGGAGUAUCAAUAAAUUUGUCGAUUAUGUCAAAUAGGUCAUGAGCUGUUUUCCUAUUCUAAAAAAAUCGGACAAUCUUUUUCAAAGAAGUGUAUGUGUAGUAAAAUGGACUAUGGCAGAUUUAGAAAGGUAAGUAGACGUUUUUUAGAAGUGUGUAGUGAAAGUGCUUUUGGGCAGGAGGUUUUUGCGGUUUGUGUUGCUUUGGGUUUGAGUGUGCGAUGUUGAGAGGGCAAUGAGGGAUGUUACAGGAAGGCCAAAAGUUGGGGUUCUAUCUUAAAGGAAUAGGUCAUAUAAAUAUGUACUGACCCUCAGGCCAUUGAAGAUUACUUUUUCUUUAGUACAACACAAUAAGUUUGUAUAAUGGUAGUCAGUCAUCAGUCGUUUUAGUGAUUAAAAAUAAAAACAUCUAAAUAAGUUUGAAUCAGUCCUCGUGGCUCCUGAUGAUACACUGAGGUCGAAAUGGUUAUGAGGCGAAAUGGUUGCUCUGUGUAAGAAAUUAAGAGUUAUUUACAAUGGUAAAAUCUAGCCCUUGGUUGCUUGAUGAUGACUAGGGUUGCGUAUCAAAAACCGGUUACAUUUUAGAACCAGUUCUAAAUUUCAGAGAAUUUGAUGACUAGAGUUGGGUAUCAUAAACAGAUUCCAUUUCAGAACAUGUUCUAAAUUUUAAAGAAUUUAAUGACUAGAGUUGGGUAUCAAGAACCAGUUCCA